This is a messenger RNA of Lactuca saligna, 1439 nucleotides long. Lineage: Eukaryota; Viridiplantae; Streptophyta; Magnoliopsida; Asterales; Asteraceae. The record is from the annotation of a GenBank genome assembly.
CGAGACUUCCAACAGUCACACCCUUUGAUUCCUCUUUCCAUAUUCCCCAAAUCUGCAUCUCCAGUCAGAUUCACACUUAAUUUUGUACAAAUUCUUUCCAAUAUACCAAAUCCGACAUUAAAUACUUUCCUAUCUCACUUUGAAUCGAUUCAUUUCUUCCCGGAUUUGGUAAAUAUUCUCCAUUUAUAGCUCAAUUUAAUAUUUCCAGGGUUUUCGUUCACUCUUCAGUUGAAAUGUUGCGUGGGCUCUCGAAAUCCGUCUUUUAAACGGGUAUAAUUACGUCUCCGUGUGUAAUUGAAGCGAUCGGGUUGAUUGAGAGGGUUACCGUUUUGGUUUUGUUUGAAGUUUGGUUGCGAUCUGUGACAUGAAGAUCGAGGAUUUGGAGGAUUCGUCUGAUGUGAAAAAUAAUCAGCAAAUUGUUGAUUAUAAUUAUAGUCGGCAAAUUGUUACAGUGGAUGCGAAGAGAGCGUUGGUUGGAGCUGGGGCUCGCAUCCUGUUUUACCCCACGCUUCUGUAUAAUGUUUGUCGUAACAAGAUUCAAGCUGAGUUCAGAUGGUGGGAUCAAAUCGAUCAGUUUCUUCUUCUGGGUGCUGUUCCAUUUCCAAAAGAUGUUCCAAGAUUGAAGCAACUUGGUGUUGGUGGUGUCAUCACCCUCAAUGAGCCUUAUGAAACUUUGGUUCCCUCUUCUUUAUAUCGCGCUCAUGGUAUAGACCAUCUUGUUAUUCCCACCAGAGAUUACCUAUUUGCCCCUUCAUUUGUUGACAUUGAUCGAGCAGUAAAUUUCAUUCACAAGAAUGCAACAAAUUGCAAGACUACAUAUGUACACUGCAAAGCUGGAAGGGGUAGAAGCACAACAAUUGUACUAUGUUAUUUGGUGGAAUACAAGAACAUGACUCCAUCUUCUGCACUGGAAUAUGUACGAUCUAGACGACCUAGAGUGCUGUUAGCUCCAUCUCAGUGGAAGGCAGUUCAGGAAUACAAGCAUUGGCGAAUAGCAUCAACUGCCACGUCAUCACCAUCAUCAGGGGAUGCUGUUUUGAUCACAAAAGCUGAUCUGGAAGGGUAUAAUGGUCAAUUACAAGGCAAAGAAUUGGCUCUUGUUCCAAGAGUAGCAAAAACAAGGCCCAUGAUAGCAAAACUAUCAUGUCUUUUUGCAUCUUUGAAAGUUUCUGGUGGAUCUUCACUAAUGAAUAUGAAGUUAACUGAGGCUCCAGCUUGUUAGUUACUCUGGUUUUUUAUAAAAGAGGAUCUAAGAACAAAAAAGACAAUAUAAUAUAAUGUAUAUAUAUAUGUUUGUUUUAUGUUAAUGAAAACGUAUUGCUUUUUGUUUUUGUUUGGGUAAUGCAAUUAUAUAUAUGAAGUAGGGUAUCUACAACGUAUAACACCAUUUAUACACCAAAAAGUGCACUUUCCUUUUGUGACUGAUAUAAAUUGUCUUG